AGUUAUGACUUAUAUUCUGUGGCUCGACUAUUAUAAUAUAGUUUAUUAUUACACGGUCUUAGAUUACUUUAUUUUAUUAAAAUAUUUUAUAGUAUAGGAUAAUAUUAUAAUAUACGAUCGAGUGAUCGUUGAGCCAGCUGUGAUUGAGGGCUUGAGGUGUUGACUGUUAAGCGUCGAUUUGUUAUUUUUCAAUACCCACUUGUAUGUUCGUGUCUACAUUGUUUGAGUUUUGGCAAAUCGUAGUAUUACCGAUUUUAAACGUAAUUUAACGAUUCAAAGUUAACCACAGGAUUGUAUCAAUAUGACCGACCCUCGUAGUUCGAAUACUAACGUUUAUCAAGGUAGUGGUCAUUUUGAAUUUUCUUCUGAAAAAAAUUGGGGUUUAGAACAAGAAGAUUGUAGAAUAUUUGGUUCUAUUGAUAUGACACAUUUAGCUGCAAGUAUAGCUAGUGUGCCAUUUAAUAUACAACAUGACAUACCUGUUGAACUAUUUACUGUGGAGCAAUUAGAAGAAUUUGAAGUAGAAUCGUCUCUUGCUUUGAGCCGACAUAUAUCACAAUAUAAUUCAAAAGUAUUAAAUAUUAAAACUUUAUUGCCAACUUGUAUUGGAAGUAAUCAAGCACCCACAGCCACAAAUAAGUUAAUUUUGAAAAAUUAUUCUAAUUCAGAAGUUAAUAAUAUUCCUUUUGAUUGUGAUAUUCAAUCGAAUAUAGAAUUAGAAGAAAUAUUGGGAAAUAUGAAACCUUUAAUUAACAUACUACAAGAAGAAAUAAAUACAGUUACUAGUAUAGAUACUAGUAAAGAUGACUCAAUAAUAGCUGAAAAUCAAAAGAUGCCCAUUGAAGAUGAUUAUAAAAUUGAAAUGACGAAUCAUGAUUCAGGGCAUUGGCUUGAUUCCAUGCUAGAUAGUGAUGAAUAAAAAUUUAAACUGUAUUUUUCAAUCAUUAAUAAAUUUAAAAUAUUUAUUUAUAUAAA
Messenger RNA from Acyrthosiphon pisum (pea aphid), 975 nucleotides. RefSeq lists its product as uncharacterized. The transcript has 6 exons. Lineage: Eukaryota; Metazoa; Arthropoda; Insecta; Hemiptera; Aphididae. Bases 302 to 919 code for a protein of 205 amino acids. The record is from RefSeq and is marked predicted.